Molecule: messenger RNA, 1702 nt
Organism: Nomascus leucogenys (northern white-cheeked gibbon)
Lineage: Eukaryota; Metazoa; Chordata; Mammalia; Primates; Hylobatidae
Gene: ADAT3
Product: adenosine deaminase tRNA specific 3
Exons: 2
Coding region: 349-1404 (351 amino acids)
Cellular component (GO): nucleus; cytoplasm
Molecular function (GO): tRNA-specific adenosine-34 deaminase activity
Source: RefSeq, a predicted model, not a curated record
GCCUCGGGCAGCGCUGGGGCCGCUUCAGCGUGACCUCCAAGGCCACUGGCCCGGAGUUCCACUGGCUGCUGGUCCUCCAUCUGUGGGGCGCCCCGGCGGCUGAGGCGUGAACCGGGCAGUGCAUCUCCAGUAGCACCCACAGCUGCGCGGCUGCGAAAUGAUCCAGCGACACAUCCCUGUCUGCGGGAGGAGCCGUCCAUACCAGCGGGGAUGUGUAGUCCAGGCGGGCGGUGGUGUUCAGGAUCAUCCAGAGUCAUUUUAAGAUCAUCUGCGGCUUAGCCCCAGCACCAUCUGAGGCAGUACUGUCUGCUAGAAAUACCUGUGAGCACACAGUCGGCCUUGCUGAGGAUGGAGCCCGCCCCGGGCCUCGUGGAGCAGCCCAAGUGCUUGGAGGCCGGGAGCCCGGAGCCUGAGCCGGCGCCGUGGCAGGCCCUCCCUGUCCUGUCCGAGAAGCAGUCAGGGGACGUGGAGCUGGUGCUGGCCUACGCCGCGCCCGUCCUGGACAAGCGCCAGACCUCACGCCUCCUGAAGGAGGUGUCGGCCCUGCACCCGCUCCCCGCCCAGCCUCACCUCAAGCGGGUGCGGCCCAGCCGAGAUGCCGGCAGCCCCCACGCCCUGGAGCUGCUGCUUUGCCUGGCUGGGCCCGCCUCGGGCCCGCGCUCGCUGGCUGAGCUCCUGCCACGGCCGGCUGUGGACCCCCGCGGCCUGGGGCAGCCCUUCCUGGUGCCUGUGCCCGCUCGGCCGCCUCUGACCAGGGGCCAGUUCGAGGAGGCUCGGGCCCACUGGCCCACGUCCUUCCACGAGGACAAGCAGGUGACCAGCGCCCUGGCGGGGCGGCUCUUCUCCACGCAGGAGCGUGCCGCCAUGCAGAGCCACAUGGAGCGGGCGGUGUGGGCGGCCCGGCGGGCGGCGGCGCGGGGCUUGCGGGCCGUGGGCGCCGUGGUGGUGGACCCGGCCUCGGACCGCGUGCUGGCCACCGGCCACGACUGCAGCAGCGCGGACAACCCCCUCCUGCACGCCGUCAUGGUGUGCGUGGACCUUGUGGCGCACGGCCAGGGCCGCGGCACCUACGACUUCAGACCCUUCCCCGCCUGCUCCUUCGCCCCGGCCGCUGCCCUCCAGGCCGUCCGCGCAGGCGCCGUGCGUAAACUGGACGCAGAAGAGGACGGCCUCCCAUACGUGUGCACCGGCUAUGACCUGUACGUGACCCGGGAGCCCUGCGCCAUGUGCGCCAUGGGCCUGGUGCACUCACGCAUCCUGCGUGUCUUCUACGGCGCGUCCUCGCCCGACGGCGCCCUGGGCACCCGCUUCCGCAUCCACGCACGGCCCGACCUCAACCACCGCUUCCAGGUGUUCCGCGGGGUGCUGGAGGAGCAGUGCCGCUGGCUGGACCCUGACACGUAGGCGCCGCCCUCCUGCCUCCGGACCCUUCCCGCUCCUGGCCUUGGGUCGCCCAUCCUGGACUUCCGGGCCUCGAUUUCUCCCGCGCAAGCUUGUCCUUGGAUUUCAAGGACACAUACCGCCUCCAGCGGAGACCACGGAUGCUGCCUUCCGUGCGGAUCGAGCUUUCCUGGACUUGGUCAUUGGGGCGACCCCCGUGCCUGCGGUGCCCUUCUGUGGGGUGCCCUUGCUGCCUAUGUGUCCCCUCUGUCUCGCGGGCCAGGAAACUGCUCUGAUGGGAAAAUAAAAAGCCCAAAACCAA